UGCGGCCCCUGCCUGCCCCCCUUCCAGGAGGACGACCGCGGGCGAUGCGUCCCGAAGCAGCUCUCACCCAGCGCCACUCUGGUCCCUGCCAGCAGCAGACAGCACGUGGCCAGUGGGCUGAAAGAAGGGCUUCUGCAGCGGGGUCACGCCAGCGGCAAGGCAGCUGCCACCCUCCCCACCUUCACCACUGCCACAGUCCAGAAAUACCCAGUGGAGGCAUCCCCCAUCCCUUCAAAUGAUGGCAUGGUGCUCGGGCUGAUCGUGGUGUGCACGGUGGCUGGGAUCUCAGCGCUGAUCGUGGCUGCGGUGUGCUGGUGCAGGCUGCAGAAGGAGGUCAGGCUGGCGCAGAAAGCAGACUACUCAGCACAGAGAGUGGCCAGUCCCCUACCCUACGACAAGAUCUCGCCCGGGGACAAGACGCUGGCUCAGAGUGCCCAGAUGUACCACUACCAGCACCAAAAGCAGCAGAUGCUCUCCAUGGAGAAGCAUAAAGAGGAGCCCAAGCUGCCGGACUCGGCAUCGUCGGAUGAGGAGAACGAGGAUGGAGACUUCACUGUGUAUGAGUGCCCCGGGCUGGCUCCG
Messenger RNA from Balearica regulorum gibbericeps (East African grey crowned-crane), 582 nucleotides. Lineage: Eukaryota; Metazoa; Chordata; Aves; Gruiformes; Gruidae. The record is from RefSeq and is a predicted model, not a curated record.